Scomber japonicus (chub mackerel) is the source of this 2066-nucleotide messenger RNA. RefSeq names its product GDNF family receptor alpha-2-like. The record is from RefSeq and is a predicted model, not a curated record. Gene Ontology annotation, cellular component: external side of plasma membrane; signaling receptor complex. The transcript has 8 exons. The coding region runs from base 549 to 1937 and encodes 462 amino acids. Gene Ontology annotation, biological process: nervous system development. NCBI's taxonomy places the organism in Eukaryota, Metazoa, Chordata, Actinopteri, Scombriformes, Scombridae. Gene Ontology annotation, molecular function: signaling receptor activity.
GAGAGCCAGUAGGGGGUAAAAAUCCAGUCAGUUUUUUGUUGCACUUUCAGAUGAGUUCUUCUCCCUCGUUAGAGAUAUUGGCGUAGCUGACAGAUCAUUUCACGCCAGUUUAAGGAAUAUUUUAGGGACAAAUUGUCUCCAAGGGGCAAUAUGAGCGGGCAGUCUGAGCCCUUAUAAUGCGGAGAGAUCAAGUCCGAGUAGUUUGUCGUUAUGAACGCAGCACAGACGGACCCUGAGAAACUGCUUUCAUGGAUUGAUUGAUUGGUUGUUUGGCAUUUGAUUUUUUUUUUAUUUUUCAAAUCAGAGGAUUCUCCUUUUUUCAUGUGCGGUGGUUAGUAGCCUAUAUUAUAACAAAAACUGUGGAUUAUUUUUGUGGGAUCGAGGAUUUUUGGAGGUGCGUCUUUAUUUUGGAGUUGAAUGAGGAUAUUGAUUUUUUACAGUUAGCCUACGCCUGGGUCAAGGAUCCGGAGAGGGGAAUUAACCUUUCACAAGGUGGAAAUAUUAGUCUAAUUGGACCCCAACUCCUCUUUCCUACCGCUGAGUCCAAUAUGAAGUCUGUCACUGUGUGGGUGUGCGUUUACAGCUUUCUUCUGCUCCUAGAUAAGGCAGCGAGUUCCUGGGAUGGUCCCUCACCUUUGCCUGUGUCCGUGGCCAACAGUGCUCCUGGAUCUCCAGACACUGAGUCUGGGCCCGGAGCUCAGACAGAAUGGGUGGACUGCAUCCAGGCAAGUGACAUGUGCAACCAGAACCCUCACUGCAGCUCUCGGUAUCGGGUGAUGCGCCAGUGCCUUGUGGGCAAGGAGAAGGAAGCCAUGCUGGACAACAACAGGGAGUGCCAGGCUGCCUUGGAAGUGCUGCUAGUUAGUCCUUUGUAUUACUGUCGCUGCAAGAGGGGCAUGAAAAAGGAGCUACAGUGUCUGCAGAACUACUGGUCCAUCCACAUGGGACUGACUGAAGGUGGUGACAUUGAUGACUCAUCCCCGUAUGAACCUGUGGCACCCAACCGACACCCUGACGCGUUCCGCUUGGCCUCCAUCUCCUCAGGCAUGACAGGGAUGCUCACAGUGGCUCCAAAAGGUUUCCACUGUGCCGACACAGAGAGAACCUGCAAUCCCUGUCUUGAUGCGGCCAAAGCCUGCAACCUCAACGGUACCUGCAAGAGGCACCGCUCCUCCUACAUCGCUACCUGCAGCAAGGAGGACCCCAACAAAGGUGAAGUCUGCAGCAAGAAACGCUGCCAUAAAGCACUGAGGUUAUUCCUGGACCGUGUGCCCGCUGAGUUCAGCCACCGGCUGCUCUUCUGCCCCUGCCAGAGUGAGGGCUGCGCUGAACGACGCAGGCAGACUAUCGUGCCUGAUUGCUCCUACAAAGAUAAGGAAAAACCCAAUUGUCUGGAGCUGCGGAGGGUCUGCCGCCAGGACUCUCUCUGCAGGUCUAGGCUGGCGGAUUUCAUUGUAAACUGCCGGAGUUACCCGCCCACAGUGAGCACCUGUCCCAACCAAGACAAUCACCAAGCCUGCUUGGCCUCUUACACAAGGCUCAUCGGGACGGACAUGACUCCCAACUAUGUCGACAGCAGUUUCUCCAACUGGACCGUCUCGCCCUGGUGCACCUGUAAGGGCAGCGGAAACCAAGAAGAGGAAUGUAUGACGUUCCUGCAGAGCUUCACCGAUAACACAUGCCUAAGAAAUGCCAUCCAGGCCUUUGGUUAUGUGUCUCUCCCAGGCCCCUCAGUGACGACGAAGACAGGGUUGGAUAGGUCGACAGCCACCUCAGAACCUCCCUUUGUCAUCAUUGAGAAGUAUCGUGAACCGAGAGGUGGCUCAAACAAACCCCAGGGCCUGCCAGAGGAUCACUCCGCCUGUCUUUGUGCCAACGUCUGGGCUCUGCUUCCCGGCCUGGCUUUGGCUCUGGUCCUGGCUCAGCAUGCCUUAUAGAAGCGCCAGGAGGAGAAAAAAGAGGUCAUCCACCCACAAGCUGAUCCCAAAAGCAGAAGGUGUUAUUUCUGAGACUGAUAUUAAGAAGGCUGAAUCUCUGGGCAGUUGACAUAAAUGGCAUUUAUGAAA